Galeopterus variegatus (Sunda flying lemur) is the source of this 4372-nucleotide messenger RNA. RefSeq names its product solute carrier family 25, member 46 (gene SLC25A46). NCBI's taxonomy places the organism in Eukaryota, Metazoa, Chordata, Mammalia, Dermoptera, Cynocephalidae. Gene Ontology annotation, biological process: axon development; mitochondrial membrane fission; mitochondrial fission. The coding region runs from base 74 to 1348 and encodes 424 amino acids. The record is from RefSeq and is a predicted model, not a curated record. Gene Ontology annotation, cellular component: mitochondrial outer membrane. The transcript is spliced from 8 exons.
UCCGGUCCCAGGUCGCAGUGGCCCCGGGGGUGGUGCGCUCCGGGUGGGCUCGCCUCAUCCUGCCCCGGCCGCUAUGCAUCCGCGGCGCCCGGACGGAUUCGAUGGCUUGGGCUACCGGGGUGGUGCCCGGGACGACCAGGGCUUCGGCGGCGCUUUCCCUGCAAGGUCCUUCAGCUCCGGGUCGGACCUGGGCCACUGGGUGACGACUCCGCCAGACAUCCCGGGCAGCCGCAAUCUGCACUGGGGCGAGAAGAGCCCGCCCUACGGCGUGCCUUCCACCUCCACCCCGUACGAGGGCCCCGCGGAGGAGCCAUUUCCCAGCGGUAGUGGCGGCGGAGGCGGAGGCGGCGUUGGUGUGCAGGGGCAGAGCAGUGAACAGUUGAAUAGAUUUGCUGGAUUUGGUAUUGGACUUGCAAGUCUCUUUACAGAAAAUGUACUGGCCCAUCCUUGCAUUGUUUUACGCCGCCAAUGUCAGGUUAAUUACCAUGCUCGGCAUUACCAUCUCACUCCAUUUACAGUCAUCAAUAUUAUGUACAGUUUCAACAAAACUCAGGGACCAAGAGCCCUGUGGAAAGGAAUGGGAAGUACAUUUAUUGUCCAGGGAGUCACACUUGGAGCAGAAGGCAUAAUUAGUGAAUUCACAUCUUUGCCAAGGGAGAUUUCACACAAGUGGAAUCCUAAACAAAUCGGAGAACACCUUCUACUGAAAUCCCUAACUUAUGUGGUAGCAAUGCCAUUUUAUUCAGCAAGUCUAAUUGAAACGGUACAGAGUGAGAUAAUUCGAGAUAAUACUGGCAUUUUGGAAUGUGUUAGAGAAGGAAUUGGAAGAGUGAUAGGCAUGGGAGUGCCUCAUAGCAAACGACUUCUUCCGCUUCUUUCCUUGAUCUUCCCUACGGUGCUGCAUGGAGUUCUUCAUUACAUCAUCAGCUCAGUCAUUCAGAAGUUUGUCCUACUAAUUCUAAAGAGAAAGACUUAUAAUAGCCAUCUAGCUGAGAGCACUAGUCCUAUGCAGAAUAUGUUGGAUGCUUAUUUUCCAGAACUUAUUGCUAACUUUGCUGCCAGUCUUUGCUCUGACAUUAUACUUUACCCAUUGGAAACAGUUUUGCACCGCCUUCACAUUCAAGGAACACGCACAAUCAUUGACAAUACAGACCUUGGCUAUGAAGUGCUUCCAAUUAAUACACAGUAUGAGGGAAUGAGAGACUGUAUAAAUACCAUAAAGCAAGAGGAAGGAGUGCUUGGUUUUUAUAAAGGGUUUGGUGCUGUUAUAAUUCAGUACACACUGCAUGCAGCUGUUUUACAGAUUACCAAAAUUAUUUACUCUACACUUCUUCAAAAUAGCAUUUGAAAUUUAGGUUCUAUCACUGGUUAGUGUAGAAGACAUAAUCUGGAUAAUUUGCUAUGAAAUUAUGAGGGAUAAAAGUGAAAUACUGGGGGGAAAAGUGGAUUGGAAAGUGAAACUGGUAGAAAAAGCCCAUGCUGAUUAUAUUGACUCUUCAUUAUUUUUUAACGCAUAGGUGUAUAUUUUGGAUCAAAACUAUUUCAAAUCUGAAAACUCAGUAAAAAUAACAUAUCAAUUAAAUUCUAACUAGUGUAGCACUCUACAUGCUGAAGAAAAAGUGAACCUGGGCAGAAGCAAAAAUUUAUCAUCAAAUAUAAAACAAAAUUUCAGAGAGUCGAAUCUAUUCCAUCUGACCUUAGUAUUUAUUACAUGUUUUUUUACCUUCUAGAUUGACAUUGGUAUAUUAUUCUUAAUACAGUGUACAGUAUCAGGAGGUUUCACCUUUAAGGAAAUAAAUUAUGUCAUCAUUGAAAAAGACUAAAAGGGUUAGAUUUGGCUAUCUGUAAACAGGAGUUGAAGGGUUUUAAAUUGCAUUGUCCUUAUAUUGUCCUUAUAUAACUAUUUUAAUGGCUAUACAUAUGUGUGUUAUAUAAAGCCAUUUAUGUACACACAUAUAACCUGGAAUUCCUUCAUCAUCCCUACAAAUUCUGUACUCUUAGAUAAGCUUAUUAAAUAAAAUGAAGUAGUGCACUUUCUGCUUGAACAUCAGAAUAAAACAUCAAAAGCCAAUUUAACCCAAAAGAUUUAAGUCAAAUAUAGCAUACUUGUCCAUAUCCAAACCCAGUGUUUCAGUGCCAGCAACUUAAAACUUGUCAUAUGUGUAUAAAGUUUGGUUUGCUUAUCUAGUUUUGUGAAUUGUCAGGCUAUUUUUAGAACCACACUUAAGAGAGAAUAUAAAAUAAUCAUGACAACUAUAACUGUUUUCACAUUUACAAAUUGGGUACUUAAAGGAACCUCACUUGCCUUUCAUAUCUGAAUGACUUGUCUUGCAGGAGACAAAAUUAAAAUUUACCUGGGAAUUUGUUCCUCUUGUUUACCAUAUAGUCAUCAUUGAAUAAUGGCUCCCAUUUUUAUUUUCUUUCAGUUUUUGCUUAAAGUUUUAUACUUCAAGCUAGAUAUACGUAAAGGGAAAAGCAAGUUGUCUUUAUCACUGUUUAUUUAAACUGUUUGGAUGAAUACUGAAGGAAAAAUACAGACCCUAAAGGAAAUUUGUUCUUGUGCUUUAUGGAUGAGGGGGGCAAAAUUACAUUUCAACAUAUAGCAAGCAAAAACAUUAUCAGUUUAAUAAAAAAAUUCUGUUUCUAAAUUUAAUUUGGUGGAUAGGCUCUAUAGUAAAAUGAUAUGCAUUUGACUGAUCCAUCAUUAAAUAUUUUAAAGCUUUAUUUCUUUGUGUGGAUGAUCACAGUUUUACCACAAACCAUUUAGCUAUCUAAAGUGCAGCGACUUUCUACUGAUUUUGUCCAACCUAGAAUGCAUACAAAUUGAAAUUUCUUGUUCUUGUUAAAUGUCACAGAAAUGGUUACUUUUUGUGAUUAAUAGUGUUGGGACAAAAGUAUGAUCUCCAAAAAGUGUGAAACAGUACAUAAGUAGCAGUUCUAUACUGUUUUUGUGUGUGUUUGUAUGUCUGUAUGUGUGUGUUUUAAUUACUGAAACACAUAAGUUUUCCAUUUUUUAAUUCUGCCAAGAGGGGUGAAAUAAAAUUAAAACACCAUUAUCACAUUCUGUAUUUUAUGGUCAGUCUUUUAGAUUAUAAUUUGCAUUGUCCAACCUAUGGCAUUUAAAUUGCUUUCAUUGCAUUUGACCUAAAUAAAUUUUUAGAUGUUUAUCUAAACUUCCUAAAAACCCUUUAUUUUUAUUAUAAUCAUGGCUAUUUCAGAUCAAAAUAAACCAGAAAAGUUUAAAUUUCAGAAAUUUCUAGAACAGAAUUUGAAUGGAAUCAAGUAUUUACUAGUGAAAAUCUGUGGGGUCUUUUAUCUAGCUAAAAAUGAGAUAUUUCAAGAUUAUCUGUUAAAAGUUAGCAUGAAAAUAAAGUUACAUAAAUCUGUUUCAUUGUGGAAUCAUAAGGCUGAUAGGCUGACAUACAACCACACACAAGUUAGGUUGGUCUAUUUUCUGUCUCUUUGGAGAAAGAAUACAAAUUAACAUUAAAACUAAAAUUGAAAAUCAGAAAGUAAAAUACUAAUUAUUUUUUAGUGCCAUUCUGAAUUAGUUGAAACAUAAAUCUUUAAAAGUCAAACACUUAAAUUUAGGCUGGAUGAAUAUGUUUCACUGUAUUUAGAAAAGAAUAAGUAAAAUUACCAUCAGAUACACUCUUCCUCUUUUUAAAAUUGCUAUUUUUCUUUAACCUAUGGGUACCAAAACCAAAUACCCAUGGGUUACAUCUCAUAAGAUAAUAAUAGCUCAGAAUAAUACUUUUUAACUCAUUAUGACUAAUAGCAUUGUGAAGAAGAUUCUAUUGAAAUGUUCCAAAGGCCCAGUGGUCUCUUAUAUAAGCCAUAUUUUGGCCAUGGAGCUUGUGAUACGCUUGCCUUAAUUAAGCUAAGGGUUUCUUAAUUUGAAUUAUAUAGAAUGAAAGUGAUUGAAUUAGAAAGUGGUAAAUAUUAGCAUAGUAUGUCAAAUGAAUUUCUUAAUUGAUUUACUAGACAUAUGUAUAUAGACUUUACAGAGCUGCCCUUCUCAAUUUUAUUUUAAGGGCCCUUAAAAAAAAUCCUUAGGAUAACAAGGUUAUUUAUUCAAGCCCUCCCUCAAACUUAGAGCACUAGAUGUUAUAAAUAUGAGACAGUAGAAACAAGCUAAUUUGAAAAUUGUGGUACUUAAUACCUUAGCCAGUGUUUGUAGAAACAUAAAACUGAAGGAAUAAGAGAUCUUGCUCAAUUUUGCACAUGUGCCUGACUUUCACAACUGUUUUUUUAGGACUGGCUAUGUUAUAACUGCUCAAAACAUUCACUUCAUUGGUUGGGUACAAAUACUUCAGUAUUUCUAUCCAAGUAUUUAUAAGACUCCUCAGAAAAUAAAAAACAAAACAUAAAA